Messenger RNA from Misgurnus anguillicaudatus (oriental weatherfish), 1862 nucleotides. RefSeq names its product polymerase (DNA-directed), delta 3, accessory subunit (gene pold3). Gene Ontology annotation, molecular function: DNA-directed DNA polymerase activity. The record is from RefSeq and is a predicted model, not a curated record. Gene Ontology annotation, cellular component: delta DNA polymerase complex; nucleus. NCBI's taxonomy places the organism in Eukaryota, Metazoa, Chordata, Actinopteri, Cypriniformes, Cobitidae. Gene Ontology annotation, biological process: DNA replication; DNA synthesis involved in UV-damage excision repair; nucleotide-excision repair, DNA gap filling.
CACGUGACCGGAAGUAAAUACAGUUCCCCGACGCUUCCCGCGCUUGGUCAUUUUCAAUAACAAGCGUGAGUUUGAUGUUACAGGCAUUCCCGAUAUGGAUGAUCUGUAUUUAGACAAUAUUGACGAAUUCAUUAAUGAUCACAAUAAGAUCGUGACAUACAAAUGGCUGAGUUUAACUCUUGGGGUCCAUGUAAACACAGCCAAACAGAUGCUGUAUCAUUACUUGGAGAAGAAACGCACGGAAAGUUCAAAAACUGCCCUUCAUGCCACCUACCUAGUAACUGGCAAGUCUGUCAAAGAUGGCAACACGUGUCAUAAAGUGUCAGUAGUACCUGAAGACAAGCUUGAAGCUAUUAAAGCGAAGAUGGACGUUACCAUCAGCGUGCAUGUGUACAGUGUGCAAAGAGCCGAGCUUAAGGAUAGCGCUCCACUUUACAGUACAGAUUAUGAUGCUGUUAAGGAGAAUAUGAAAAACUGCAACAAGUACAGUGCUAUACGUUGUGCUGCAGCGGUCCCCUUGUCUUCUGCAGAGCUGCAGAGAGCUCAGGAGUUGGCUUCAGUUCGUCCAGCUGAAAAGGAAAUCAGUAAACCUGACCCGAAUGAAAACACUUCUGUCUCUAAACCCAGUGCAAAACGGCCCGCGGGCAUCAUGGGAAUGUUUGCUGGCAAAAGCGCUCCUAAGAGCCAAGAAUCUAACAAGGAAGUUAAAACGGAGGAGAAAGAGGAUUCUUCCCUAGUUGAAACGUCAAAAACCAAACCAACCUCCAAAACAAACCCCAUGAGUAACUUUUUUGGGAAGUCUGCACCGAAAAAGGGGGAUGAAAAACCGAGCAAAAGCAUCAAAGAAGAGAAAGACGGAGGAUCGACGGCAUCUGCUGCUGUGAACACGAAACAGUCGCAGGUCUCUCCCAAGUCUGAAUUUGGUGUUAAGGAGGAACAGCCUAAGGUGUCCAAAUCUUUGAAGAAUGAAUCCCAAGACAGUCGCAGUAAAACAAAACGCCCUGAGGUUCUGGACAGUGAUGAUGAAAACGUGGAGAGCCAGCAGAAGAAGAGGCGGAGGAUAAAGAAGCCUCAGCCAGACAGCAGUGAUGAUGACGUUGUGCCAGAUUCUCCACCUGUGCCUAAUGUACAGACUCCCAGCCCUAAAAAACAAGUAAAGAGGGAGCCUGUUUCACACCAAGAAGAGAGCUCACAAGUGAAGAGGAGGAAAAGGAGGCGUGUCUUAAAGUCUCGCACAUUUGUUGAUGAAGAUGGAGAAUUCGUGACUGAGAAAGGUUACGUGAGUGAGUCUUACUCUGAGAGUGAAGACUCUGAAGCAAACAGUCAAGUCAAAGACACAGUCUUACCCAAGCAAAAACUUGGACAAAAAGAGGAUGAGAGAAAAGAAAAAAGUCACAAGAAAGCUUCAGCAGCAGCAGCUAACAAAUCAACGAAACAGCCGUCCAUCAUGGGAUUUUUUCAGAAGAAGUAAUUUUUUUUUAUUUUUGCCUUUAUGAAUUUAAGCACUUGCUCCGCAGUGAUGUACUUUCACCAUGAACCACAUAAGAUGGAAGUAUAUCUUCCUCAGAGACAUCAACAUCAAGUUUAUUUCUCCCAAUAUAUGAACAAGCGUCUGCUGUUUCUUGCAGGACUUUAAGUUCUGUAUCUAAUGUGAAUCUAUUGCAGUAAUACAGCAGUCCCGCUGAGCUAGCAGAUGUUUUAAACACAAGUCAUAACUACCAACACUUGACCGUUUCUCUGAUGAUGCUGUAUUUGGAAACUUUCCCAGGCUUUUGAUGUUACCGAAAAAUCAGAAGACUGUCAAACCUAUUUUGUCAUUGUCUGUGACCAUUUUUCUGGAUAAUAAAUCAACAUUUAUGAUA